GAGCAGGUACAUCAGAGGAAGAGGAGGAGAUACAUCUGAGGAAGAGGAGGAGGUACAUCAGAGGAAGAGGAGGUACAUCUGAGGAACAGGAGGAGGAAGGGUGGAUGUGACUCAGCCGACAACAUGAUGCCGAUAUUUCUCACCGUGUUCCUCAGCAACAAUGACCAGCACUUCACCGAGGUUCCCAUCACGCCGGAGACGCUGUGCCGAGACGUGUUGGAGCUCUGCAAGGAGCCCGGCGAGGCCGACUGCUACCUGGCUGAGAUGUGGAGAAGCUCAGAGCGUGUCGUUGGAGAAUCGGAGCAGAUGAUGGAGGUGUUGCAGCGGUGGGGGCAGCAGAGGGGGGAGGUCCGUUACCUCCUCCACCAUCAGAGAGCUCCGGGACCAGAGUCCGAUCGAUCCAGAACGUCAGAGCAGAAGGUGAAGAGGAACCAGGGGAAGGCUGCUGCAUGUCUGGAGAACGGGGUCUCAGCUCCUCGUCUGGAUGUGACCUUCAGUGAACUUCAGGAUCUGGCGACUCAACAGCAGCAGCUGCUGGCCUCCAAAGAGCAGCAGCUGCGCUUCCUGAAGCUGCAGGAUCAGCGGCAGCAGCAGCAGGAGGCGUCUGAACAGGAGCGACUUCAGCAGCUCAGAGACAACGCUCACAACCAGGAGGCCAAACUGAGGAGGGUCCGGGCCCUCAGGGGCCAGGUGGAGCAGAAACGCCUCAGCAACAGUAAACUCGUGGAGGAGAUCGAGCAGAUGACCGGUCUGUUCCAGCAGAAGCAGAGGGAGCUGCUGGUUGCCGUGGCGAGGCUGGAGGAGCUCAGCGACCAGCUGGAGGUGCUGAGGAGCACGCGAAAGGAGCCACCAUCUCCUCACCACCACAACACGCCCUCCUCCACCGUGGAGCUGGAGCUCCUCUGUAAAGAGCUGCAGCUGAGAAACAAGCUGAACCAGGAGCAAAGCUCACGGCUGCAGCAGCAGAGAGACGGCCUGAACAAGAGGAACCUGGAGGUGGUGGCCAUGGACCGCCGGCUGGGUGAGCUCAGGCAGCGGCUGUGGAAGAAGAAGGCUGCCCUGCAGCAGAAGGAGACCCUGCCAGUGGCGUCAGAAGGCUCCGCCCCUCAGCAUGGCGUGGGCUCCAGAGUAGCGGCGGUGGGGCCAUACAUUCAGUCGUCCUCCACAACAGGCUCUCAGGGGCCUCCUCUGCCGGCUCGCCAAGAGCUUCUGGGGAAGCCACUGUACCCAGAAGGCACAGCAACCCUGCUAAUACCCGACUCAUCCUUGAAGCCGCCUCCCAGACCCGUCAAACUGGCCGCAGGUUUCAGCUCCUCUAAAAUAACCCAACUCUCCGACUGGAAGGCCAGAGCACUUCCUGAUUCUAGUGGAGGUUACAGCCACGCCUCCACGCUGCCCCGUAUGUCCAGCCUCAGCUCCCGCAACUCCGGUGGUGAGAGGGGACUUUGUGGAUCUGAUGUCCCGCCUCCUGUCCCGUCACGGACCAAUCACAGCACUGACACCCUGCUCAGGGACAAUCAGAUCACAGCGCCACCUCCUGUUCCCAUUAAGCCCAAUCCGUUCUCUUCGUCCGGCCCACCAACCUUCUCCAAGCCCCCCUACAGCACUGGGACCUUCCCUGGUAAGGCUCGGCCGGUCGGCGGCCACCUCAGGGCUCCAGGAGUCCUCUCCAGCAACUGCAAUACACUCCCUCUGCCCAACAAGCAGGAAAGCCCUCCGGCCGCUGCCGUCCGACCUUACACCCCGGACCUCUCAGAUGCCCCCCCCCCUGUGCUGCAGAAGCCUCAGACUGUGGCUGCAUCAUCCAUCUACUCCAUGUACACCCAGCAGGCCACUCCGGGAAAGGGCUUCCAGCCAGGAGGUCAGGGCACACUGCUCCGCAGUCAGCCCCGAGUGUACGGGAAGCCAAUCCUCCCUGCCGGUGGGGGACAGCUGUCUGUCUCAUCAGACAACACUGGCCUGAAUUCUGGGGCCUGUGUGUCUGACGGGAGCGAGGCUGACAGUUGUCUGGGUAUUGGCGAAGGUGUCAGUGGAGAGACGGUAGAACGAGCCACCCCUCGACCACUCAGCCCCACCAAGCUCCUCCCCUUCCUGUCCAACCCUCACAGGAACCCCAGUGACGUGGACCUUGAGGCCCUGCGACGCCGGCUGCACCACGCACCCCGGCCCCUGAAGAAACGCAGUUCCAUCACGGAGCCCGAGGGCCCGGCCGGACCCAACAUCCAGAAGCUUCUCUACCAGAAGACCACUCUGGCUGCCAUGGAAACCAUUCCCAUGGAGACAGUCAGUCCAGCAGGGACAUAUAUUCAGCCUGAGGUACACGACUACCAGGUGGGAGGUGUGGAUGUCGAUGACAACACCGGGGCGAGCUUCAACCGACUGCUCGCUGAGAGCCCAGAGGACUCCCUGACUCCGCCCCCUCUGCCCCCUCGCUCACCCAUCACUGACUCCGCCUCCUGCUGCUCCCUGUGCCCCGCCCUUGAGGACAAGGAGGAGGAGGUGUGUCCAGCCUCAGUCCACCAUGACUACUUUCCAGAGGAGUUCCCCCCAUACCCCCCCCCACCAUACCCCAGCUGUGGGAAGACCGAGCAUGGAGACGACACCCACAACCUGCAGCCGCCGGAGGUCACAGGGCAGGUCACAGUGCCGCAGGGUAAAAGGUCUAUCCUCCGUAAAGUCGGCUCAGAGCGGAUCAAUCACACGAUGCGGGUCAAGUUCAACCCUCUGGCUCUGCUGCUGGACUGUUCUCUGGAGGGCGAGUAUGACCUUGUCCAGAGGGUCAUCUUUGACGUGGACGACCCCAGCUCGGCAAAUGACGAGGGCAUCACUGCGCUGCACAACGCCGUCUGUGCCGGCCACACCGAGAUCGUUAAGUUUCUGGUUCAGUUUGGCGUCAACGUCAACGCUGCCGACAGCGACGGCUGGACUCCGCUUCACUGCGCCGCCUCUUGUAACAAUGUUCAGGUCUGUAAAUUCCUGGUCGAGUCGGGGGCGGCCGUGUUUGCCACCACUUACAGUGACAUGCAAACAGCUGCCGACAAAUGUGAGGAAAUGGAGGACGGCUACGCCCAGUGCUCCCAGUUCCUAUAUGGCGUUCAGGAGAAGAUGGGCGUGAUGAACCGCGGCGUGGUGUACGCCCUGUGGGAGUACGAGACUCAGAGUGACGAUGAGCUUGGCUUCAGCGAGGGCAACUGCAUGACGGUGCUGAGACGGGAGGAUGAGGUGGAGACGGACUGGUGGUGGGCGAGAUGUGGCGAUGGCGAGGGAUACAUCCCCCGCAACCUGCUGGGGCUGUAUCUGAGGAUCAAACCGCGGCAGAGGAGCCUGGCGUAACCUCCGGCCGACCAAUCCUUCAGAGGAGACGAGCAGCGAGUGAAUGAUCCUCUGGACUCGUUCAGAGACGCCGUGUCAGGGGAAUGAGACAGAUGUUUUUCAAUCUGCGCUCACAUCUGCACAGUAUUACUUUUUCUCAAUUCAUUUGUUUCUCUGACGUCCCGAGAGCCUCAAAUGAAAUGAGAAAUUAUUUUGGGUUCAUUUUGUAAUAUUGUGUCUUUUGUCAAGAUUUUAUUUUCAUUUCAUUGAACAUUAAAAGAAAAGAAAACAAUCUGCAGCAAAUGUCCCAAAGGCUGAAACUGCAAAGCUCUUUUUAUGUUUUCAUUUUUUAUUUAAUAUGACGUAUAUUUAAUAUGACAUAUACAAAGGUUUAAUCUGUUGUUGGGUCUUUUACAGGAUCCUCGAGUUUCACCCAGAAUGUAAUAAAAUAGUUAAAUAAACAUUAAUUUACGGGGCCGUUUUACCAAAAACAUGUUUCUAAUGCACUGAAGGAAGAAUCAGAACCUUGACGAUGUGAGAUUUGAUUUCUACAAACACUGAUUCAUUUAUUCGUUCUGCUUCAGUUUGUUUAAGAUUAAAAUGUUGGACUUUGUUUAAUUUAUUGUUUAAUUCUUCUUCAUCAGCUAAUGUUACAAAUAUGUUUAAAUUGAUUUUUCUAUAUCAACGGUUUCUUAUUACAAAACUCAUUAUUUUACUGAUAUAUUGAAAGUUUUUCAA
Messenger RNA from Paralichthys olivaceus (Japanese flounder), 4050 nucleotides. Its product is annotated as apoptosis-stimulating of p53 protein 2-like. NCBI's taxonomy places the organism in Eukaryota, Metazoa, Chordata, Actinopteri, Pleuronectiformes, Paralichthyidae. Gene Ontology annotation, biological process: regulation of apoptotic process. Gene Ontology annotation, cellular component: nucleus. Gene Ontology annotation, molecular function: p53 binding. The record is from RefSeq and is a predicted model, not a curated record.